Molecule: messenger RNA, 612 nt
Organism: Capsaspora owczarzaki ATCC 30864
Lineage: Eukaryota; Filasterea; Ministeriida; Capsasporidae
Exons: 2
Coding region: 1-612 (203 amino acids)
Source: RefSeq, a predicted model, not a curated record
AUGCUGCUCUCGCGUGUUGCCUUGUUCAAAGCGUCGCCCGCAGCGGCCACCGCGGCCUCCACCACUGCCGCCGCAGCCAUGGUGUCUGUCGCAUUGAGUGCCGGUGCCAGCAGCCGCGCGGCGUUGCGAGGCGGCGAUGCAGCAGCAGCAGCAGCGACCUCGGACGACGCCAAUGCAGCUCCAGCCACCGCCGCCGCCUCAGAGUCUGGCCUGCGCCUGGCCGAUGCUCGCGCGGCUGCCAAACUACGGCGUCGGGAUGCGCUUUGUGCGGUCGCAUUGGGACCACGAUGCUGCAGUCAACGGUUGUACGGCCGAGGAGAGCUUGCCGCUCAGUCCGUCAAGCACACUUUGGCGUCAAAAGAGGAGGCGCGCAUUCCUCGCGCAGCCACAAACGACUGGCUCGUCCAACGGCACGAGUCCAAAGCUGUGAUUCUCAAGUCUGGUCGCUAUUCGUUUGCUCAGGACCACUUGCGGGAUGUCGCUGCACCCACACCAGUGCCAGCGCCGUUCAACGCUCGCGAUCUCGCCCGUUCGAUUGUCCAAUCCAACCGACAAAUCAACCUUUCGCAGCUCCAACCAGCAGCCGCCGCUGCCGCCUCUGGCAAAAAGUAA